Molecule: messenger RNA, 1785 nt
Organism: Stereum hirsutum FP-91666 SS1
Lineage: Eukaryota; Fungi; Basidiomycota; Agaricomycetes; Russulales; Stereaceae
Exons: 5
Coding region: 1-1425 (474 amino acids)
Molecular function (GO): protein binding
Source: RefSeq, a predicted model, not a curated record
AUGACCUCGACGCCAAUAGCAACGAUUCCCUCUGAACUAUUACAGAAGAUUCUGCUCUUUUGUCAUCCUCGCGAUGUUGCCUCAUUCUCUCAAACCUGUGAACAUGCUUACGAUGUAAUAUACUUCCCAGAGCAACAAUAUCUCUGGCGCGAACUCUUUCUCUCCUCGUUCGACGAUCCCCGUCCUUCUCUGUCUCCUUCACCUCAAACGACGUCCAAACCUGGCUCCCUUACAUCGCCGUAUGACUGGCGAACAGAGCUUCAGCGACGUGUUCGAGUGGAAGUGCUCGCGAUGGAGGAUGCCGACCAUCGAGAGGUGCUCGAAGUCCUAAUGGAUGCAAUUACACAGGCCUCGCCUAUUCAUCCGAGCUCAUGGACCUCUGACGGAUACGAACCAUCUCCUAAUCUCACAUGGGCCGCUAACGUCGUCGAAGAUUCAUCCCUUCUACGCUUCGACCCUCUAUGGACCCAGAUCGAGCUCACCGCCCAUCUACGCGCGUUAUUUGUGCAAACACUACUCACCGACGAGUCCAACAGUUACCUCGACCAUCGCCUACGUGCGCGGACGUACGUCUACGAUCUUCGCAACUAUGUUCGCUCGAGGGAAUGGGGGCCCUAUCGCGAGUUCUCUAACGGACUCCAAGAGGACGCGGAUGAGCUCUCGUCUUCGUCAUCGGCUUCGGCUUCAGUCGCAACCAGAGGACCACCAGGUCCUCAUGAAGUGGACUGGACCCAUAUCAAUGCGCUCGCCGUUGUCGUAACCGCUAACUUGCGAGAUAUCGAUACGCGCUGGCCGGAAGAAGCCCUCGACCGUCCGCCGCUGUUGACGAAAGGCUUGGAGGCGACGCGGGCGUAUUCAGCCAGGGGAACGCAUCCGGAGGUGAGGAAGAUCAAGGAGGAUUGGGCAGGUGUGGAUGGGCACUGGCUAAGGAUUGCCAAUGGUCACCGGCCCUCUUUCUUCGACAACGACAUCGACGAAGCCACCCGACUCCUCUCUCUCAAUCUCCGAUUCGUCUCCGUCGAGACCGACCCCUCCGUUCUCGCUACUCUACCAGAUCCAUCCCGACCACCGAUCCAGUUCGUUGGCCACAUGCGUGGUGUGGGUACAGGUCAGACUGGGAGCAGGGCGACGAAGGGUACGGUGAGACUGAUGAAAGAUGGGAAUAUAAGAUGGACUUUUGUCUCGCGAUACGACGGGACGGACCAAUGGAGGUCGGUCGCUCUUCUAGUCCUCGUUUUAUCUUGGCUCUUCAACGUAGCUUGGUACGAUCACAGCUCCGAAGGCGUCCAGCUUGGCGGCGUAUGCAGUGCUGCAGGCGUGGUGGGCACCUGGACUGGCUUUCACCAUGAGCGAGGCGAUCCGGCUGGUCCGUUCUGGCUAUGGAAAACCGACACGGAGAUUGCGAGGCCUCCGUGGCCAGAAUGACUAUUGGCGCUCGAGGGUUAAAUUCGAUGGACAUCGGCCGUCGGAUGUGAUACCUGUCAAGUAUGGUGAGGUAUCGCCGUGGGUGGUCGGGAGGACGGAGAGAAUUAUAUAGAAGGGCGGUUUAGUAGAGUGUGUACGAUACGUUUUGACAAGAUAUGUUCGCGCUGGUGUACAUGAAGUGGAUCGCUGUUUUCUUCUUCUUUCUCUUUGCUUCUAGAGGAUGGAUAUAUUGUUGUACUUACGCUUAGACUUCUUCAUUUGUACUUACAUGUUGUUUGAUUAGUAGUAGCUCGAACCAGAGUUGACUCGGGUAACGAUGAUGUUGUCGAUAACUGAACUGCAUGUACACUUCAGAUAAAC